Rhipicephalus sanguineus (brown dog tick) is the source of this 3776-nucleotide messenger RNA. RefSeq lists its product as uncharacterized. Gene Ontology annotation, molecular function: ATP binding; kinase activity. The coding region runs from base 1 to 3723 and encodes 1240 amino acids. The record is from RefSeq and is a predicted model, not a curated record. Gene Ontology annotation, biological process: phosphorylation. The transcript has 38 exons. Lineage: Eukaryota; Metazoa; Arthropoda; Arachnida; Ixodida; Ixodidae.
AUGCCAAUUCACUCGCAGGACGAAGACAAGGUGCUCUUUUACGGUGUGAACACCGGCGGUGAUCGGCUGGUGGUCAACGUCUCUCGCCGACAGAAUCACCUGGCUGAACUCUGGAUCGCCCUUUACACAGCCGAUGGAGCGCUGUACUCACUGCCCGCUUUACUCACACUCGACCGCAGCGCGGGAACCUGUUUCUCGGCUGCUGGCCUCCGGCUUCAAUGCUUGGCUGCCAACCGCCGGUGGCGCGUCGCAUUCAACGGGCUGCUCAGAUCGCUUCAUUUUCUACGCAGGAAACACCGGCGAACCGGAAGUUUGACUUGCCAAGAAACGGAAGUUCACGUGAAGUUUGGCUUUAUCUGGUCCACCGUUUCGCACACGUUGGAGAUGCCCUCCGAGUUGGCUCCAACGCUUCUGGCUGAAAGCUUAGCGGAAAUGUCAACGUUCAGCAUGCUUCGCGAUGCCAGUAGGUUAGCAAGUGAAAUGGACUCGUACGAUCAAGCUGGCACGAUGUUUGGUGAGCUGACUGUAGAGGGCGAGACGAGAGAGUUGUCUUUGUGGGGAUACAAGAUCAGGAGUCAAGGAAGCCCGCCACACGGGACUUACGAAGAACAUCAUCACUUAGGCUUCCUCGAGAACGGUGACAUGUACCAUUACGUUCGCUCUACAAACUACGGAGGAGAUAAUGGUGUGUCGUACGGGUCCAUCUACGCACCUGCGUCCGUGAUGCGUCCGAUCGACUGCAGCCAAGUGAACAUAGACGAGUCCUUCGACGCCGAGCGUAGCAGCCUCAACAUAGGAAGCGGUGAGCUCUUGCUGCCAGUUGAUGUAAGACGUGUGGCUCCUUCUGUGGCCUUGACGACAAACGAGAGUUCUGAAGUGCGUAUCGCUGGUCUUGAUCUCAAAUGCGAGCAGAAUGACGGAUCCGGCCUCAUAAUUUCUUUCGUUAAUAGGUCCGAACAAGUAGCUGAGGACGUUCCAGAGCAUAUUAAGCACAGGAUUAUUGAAGAGGACGAGCAUCCUAAAGUAUUUCCUCUUGUUUCUGACAUCCGGGACCAGUGCAGCAAAAUGCCUGAACUGACCGGAGGAAAAGGGUCAUCGCUAGCAGUACUGGACUCCAUCGCCACCCAGCUCAAGACGUUUUCAGUACCUCGCGGAUUCAUCGUAACAACCAAGUCAUACGAACUUUUUUCUGCAAACGGGCAACUUGCUAAUCUGGUCCAGCAAAUUGAGGCCGCAAGAAGCAGAGAUGACUGGCAAACAGCGCUGAAACAAGCGUGCUCCAGGGUUGUGGGCGCUAUCGAAGGAAUGAAGAUGCCACCAGAAAUAGCCGAAGAAAUUUCCCUUCACGUUUCGACCUUUCACAACGACGCCGCAUUCGCUGUCCGAUCUUCAGCGAUAGGUGAAGACUCGGAGGACAUGUCAGCCGCCGGUCAAAUGACAACACUGCUUGGCGUUCGAGGCCACGAAAACGUCGUCAGCGCUGUGGUGAAAUGCUGGGCGUCGCACUACAGCUUCACAAACGUAAACUACAAAAGGCAAUACGGGCAGCCCCUCGACAUGCCAAUGGCGGUGGUGGUGCAGGAACUCGUGGACGCAACCGCGGCAGGUGUCAUGUUCACGUGUGAUCCGCUCACGGGAAGCCCGUCGUACAUCACGGUGACCGCCAACUACGGUAUCGGAGAAUCGGUCGUCUCGGCAUCGGCAGACCCGGACACCUUCGUCCUUAAGAAGACGGGAGCAGAGAAAGUUACCAUAGAGUCAAGGCAAAUAGGUCAUAAGUCCGUCUACACAGCCAUUUCCGAGAAUGGUGAGGUAGCUACUGUUCCACUGAGUUCGGAGAUGGCCCAGAGCGUCUGCAUGAACGACAAAGACAUCGAGGAAUUGGCUGUUAUUGGCGUGCAGAUUGAGAAGACGUACACGAUACCUCAGGACAUCGAAUGGGCUUUCAGCGACGGAAAAUUCUUCAUGCUACAGUCUCGGCCUGUGACAACAUUCCUCAGAGAGACUGACAGCGAACUCAUCCACGAAUUCGACAGUGGCUUGAAGUCAGCGAAAGAACUUCUCACCAAAGGUAACGUGAGUGAAGUGCUUCCAGGGGCAAUGCCACCCCUAACUUCAUCUUUCAUGCUUGCUGCUUUUGACAUUUACUGCAAGGUUUCCUUCCAGGAAGAUGAGAUGCGGUUUUCACAUGCUUUCAACCCUGACCGGACGCAGUACGUUCCCGCAUCUAUUCCCAUGCAUCGCUACAACUUCUUCUUGUGGUUGUCUGAUGGACAGCGUAGGGCCGGAUCGGACGCGGGUGUCAUGGAAGGAGCAUUCUUGCACAACAUACUCGGACGUGACACAAGCGAUGAUGUGAAGGAUGCCGUGAAACGAGUCAAAAAGCCGGACAUGUGGAAGCUUCCUAUGCAUCUGUACUACUUGGCAGAGGCGAUGCUUACUAUUGCUCGCGGUGUGGAGGAGACCUCGAGAAAAUAUGCAAUGCUCCGCCUCUCAGUUGACGGACUGACGACAGCAACGCAGGUCUACGACUACAUUAGCCAAAACCUGCACCAUCUUCGCGAGCCUGCAAUUUUCCUGAUGAAGAAGGCGAUCGCGUCGUCCUUCUACAACGCCAUCAUACUUCAAAUACUUGGCGCUGCCAAACGAGGGCUCAGUAGUGAAGUCUUCAGUGAGAUGUCUAAAAUAUUGUCCGGUGUGGAAGUGGAAAGCGCCGACGUGCCUCGAAUGAUCCAGGAACUGGGUCGCGUGCUGAGAGAGUCUCCGGACAGGGAGAAAUUCCUGAACAUGACUACCGAGGACGCAUCAGAGUGGCUGUUAAAAUCCGAGAACCAGUGCGGACGGAAAUUCCGGGAGUUCUUGGAGAAACAUGGCCAUCGGUCUGUGAAGGAGUUCGACGUCUACACCAAGCCAUGGUCACUGGAUCCUUCGUCUCUCGUCAAGUCCCUAAAAGCUGCAGCACGGGCAGCCCAUGUCAGUGCAGAAACAUCGGCUGCUACACAGAGACUUUCCACUACACCUCCCGGCAUUUCAAUCUUUCGAAGGAUCAUGUUGAAGCUGGUGACACCAAUGGCACAAAGCGGCGUUGCUGCUCGAGAGGCGGCAAAGUCCGCUACGGUGCGCGUCUUCCACCAGCUGCGACUCGUGUGCCACCAGCUGGCGCUGCGCAUGGUUCACGAAGGCAGGCUCCCUUCGCCAGAACUGCUGUUUUUCCUGACUUUCGAGGAGAUCGGCAUCCUGCUCCGGACCAGGAAUCCAGAGCUCGUUCUCAAAGCGCAGCGACGCCAGAAAAUUCACGCACAGCUUGACAAAGACAGAUAUCCAUCCAUAUUUGUCGGAAUCCCAAAGCCGAUUGAACGCAUCAAAAGACACAUUGAAGGGGACUUCGAAGUGAAAGGCAAUCCGAUGUCUCAGGGCGUUGUUGAAGGCAAAGCUCGCGUGGUGCCGUCGUUUGAAGAGGCCCACCUUAUUCAGAAGGGCGAGAUACUCAUAACGAAUGCCACCGACACCGGUUGGACGCCGUACUUCCCGCUCUUGGCUGGAGUCGUCACUGAAAUUGGAGGCCCGCUAUCUCAUGGUGCUGUCGUCGCUCGUGAGUACGGCCUCCCAUGCAUCGUCGGGGUCGAAGGCAUCACCACGAUGCUUUCCACCGGCGACUAUGUACAGCUGGAUGGCAACAAAGGCUUACUGCGUAAAAUUGCGGCGCCUGCAGCCGAAGACUGAGAAGGCACUCCUCCAACAAAUAGAACUGUAGAAAUAACUCGCGCGCGAUUGAA